AUGGGAAAAAUAGAUAUUCAGCAAUUGUAUGAUUUGGCGAAUCAUCUACGUAUUGAUUCGAUCAAAAUGACUUGUGCGGCUAAAUCAGGUCAUCCUACGAGCUCAUGCUCAGCUGCAGAAAUUAUUGCAACUCUUUUCUUUAGCGAAAUGAAAUUUGAUAAAUCGUUCCCGAAGAAUCCAUCUUCUGAUCGUUUCGUUUUAUCGAAGGGUCAUGCAUGCCCAGUGCUGUAUGCUGCUUGGCAUCAGGUAGGACAUAUAUCGACUACUGACAUAAUGAAUAUACGAAAAAUAACUUGUGAUUUGGAAGGCCAUCCUACACCAAGACUAGACUUUAUCGAUGUUGCUACUGGUUCUCUUGGACAAGGUCUUUCAUGCGCUGCUGGAAUGGCAUAUGCUGGAAAAUAUAUUGAUAAGGCAAGUUAUCGUGUAUACUGCCUGUUGGGCGAUGGUGAAUGCGCAGAAGCAUUUGCGUCCUAUUACAAAUUGGAUAAUUUGGUUGCAAUUGUGGAUAUGAAUCGUCUAGGACAAACCCAACAGACGAUGCUAGGACAUGAUGCUGACACCAUGGCAAAACGCUUUGAAUCAUUCGGUUGUCACACAGUCAUUGUUGAUGGCAGUAAUGUCGUGGAACUUCUGAAUGCUUAUAAUAUUGCACGUAAAAUGCGUUCUGAUUUAUUUAGUCAAACAAAAGAUAAACCAACAGCAAUCGUUGCAAAAACAUUGAAGGGAAAAGGCAUUGUUGGAAUCGAAGAUGAAGAUAACUGGCACGGAAAACCAGUAUCUGAAAAUACUAUUGAGGCAAUCGAACAGCGUCUUAUGAAUAAGGCGGAUAUUGCUGGGACAUUUCAAAUAAAGCCUCCUGCAAACGAUGCUCCAGAUGUUCAGCUCCCAAUUGGCCAUAUUAAAAUGGCACCACCAGCAUACGCGCUUGGCGAUAAGGUGGCAACCCGCCAGGCCUAUGGUACAGCGUUGGCAAAAUUGGGUGAUGCAUGUCCACGAAUAAUUGGCUUGGAUGGUGAUACCAAAAACUCGACAUUUAGUGAGAAAUUGUUUAAAAAACAUCCAGAACAGUUCAUCGAAUGUUUUAUUGCAGAACAAAAUCUUGUUGGAGUUGCUGUUGGUUUGCAGUGUCGUGAUCGUGCUAUUCCAUUUACAAGCACAUUCGCUGCAUUCUUUACACGUGCUGCUGAUCAACUUCGCAUGGCUGCGGUAUCAUUCGCAAACAUAAAAUGCGCUGGUUCGCAUGUUGGUGUGUCUAUUGGAGAAGAUGGUCCAUCACAGAUGGGUUUAGAAGAUAUCGCACUAUUUCGAGCAAUUCCUGGAUCCAUUGUGUUCUAUCCAACAGACGCAGUGGCUGCAGAACGCGCGACAGAAUUGGCAGCUAAUACUCGUGGUAUUGCAUUUAUACGAACUGGACGCCCUGCAUGUCCUGUUAUCUACAGCAAUGAUGAAAAGUUCGGUAUUGGUAAAGGAAAGAUCGUACAUGAUUCAAACAAGCCGAAAGCAUUGAUAAUUGGUGCAGGUGUUACGCUUUAUGAAGCAAAAAAAGCAGCAGAUAAAUUGCAAUCAGAAAAUAUAGAAGUAAUUGUGAUGGAUCCAUUUACAAUUAAGCCGCUUGAUAAAGAUUUGAUCAUAAAAUCGGCCAGAAGAGCAGAAAAUCGUAUCAUCACUGUGGAGGAUCAUUAUCAAGCCGGAGGUAUUGGUGAGGCCGUAUCUCAGGCUGUUUCUGAUCAGGAUAUUCGUGUGCGUUCAUUGUUCAUUCUUGAUAUUCCACAUUCCGGACCACCGGAUUGUCUGCUUGAAAAAUACGGGAUUUCAGCAAAAUAUAUUAUUGAUGCCGUCCAUCAAUUCGUUCAUCCACCAAACUAA
Molecule: messenger RNA, 1869 nt
Organism: Acanthocheilonema viteae
Lineage: Eukaryota; Metazoa; Nematoda; Chromadorea; Rhabditida; Onchocercidae
Source: the annotation of a GenBank genome assembly